Saccostrea echinata is the source of this 1058-nucleotide messenger RNA. RefSeq names its product carbohydrate sulfotransferase 1-like. Gene Ontology annotation, biological process: sulfur compound metabolic process; N-acetylglucosamine metabolic process. The transcript is spliced from 3 exons. The coding region runs from base 27 to 1058 and encodes 343 amino acids. Gene Ontology annotation, molecular function: N-acetylglucosamine 6-O-sulfotransferase activity. Lineage: Eukaryota; Metazoa; Mollusca; Bivalvia; Ostreida; Ostreidae. The record is from RefSeq and is a predicted model, not a curated record.
UAUUUUCUACAUUUGAGAGUUUGCAGAUGAGCAGCUUACAAUGUUUGUCCUCUGCAAACCGUAUUCAAUUGCACGGCUUAGAGUUUUACAAAGUUGGGGAGAAGACACCUCAGCGGCUAAUCGUGGGUUAUAUGCGAGGGGGGUCAACUCUGACAGCAGACAUUGUUCGUCAGACAGAAGGGGACUUUUAUAUGUUUGAGCCUUUGCAUGGCAUUUCACAACGUUGGAACAAAACAAUACAAUUCUUAAACGGAACUAAACGAACUAUUUUUCGAGAUGAACGUGAUACAAUUUAUCCGGAAUUGCUUUAUCACUGGUUUACCUGCAAUUUUGAUCAAAUUGACCUAGCUGCCCUCACAAACCCAUUCAUUUCAAUACACACACCAGAGCUUACAGAGUAUUACAAUUGUACAGUAUUGAAGUUGAAUGAAUCCAAAAGUGUUAUUGAUAGCGUGAAAAUGUGUGUUAGUUUAUUGUACACAAGAUGCAUUACAGCACGGACACGAACAAUUAAAACCAUUAGAAUGUCUAUGUUUAUGGCGGGAAAACUUUUAAAAUGGCUACCGAAUCUGAGAAUUAUUCAUUUAGUCCGCGAUCCUCGUGGGAUACUCAACUCGCAGUUUGAACAACACGUCACUGAAGAAAAAAGGAUUUUCACGACUGUUAAAAAAGUGUGUAAUACUAUAUCUUCAGACCUGUCACACAUUAAGGAAUUAGAACUGUGUCACAAAAGCAGGAUAAUGAGAAUUAUUUAUGAAAACCUUUGUCAAUAUCCACUAAAAGUUGUGCCAAAAAUAUACAAGUUUUUGAACAUGGAGUAUCCAAAAAAGGUAGAAAUAUUUGUCAAAAGGAUUCUGAAUGGAACAGUUAAGAAAUGUCACUACUGCACAGACCGUGGGGAUGCUCUAGGAAACGCUUAUAGAUGGAUCCACGUCAUUGAAGAAAAAACUUUAAUAAUUAUUGAUCUCUAUUGCUCAUUUCUCUUUCCAUCAUUAGGAUAUAAGCUUUUGGAUUAUGAUAGAUUAAAUUCAACUUUGGUUUCUUGGAUGCCUACAUGA